Molecule: messenger RNA, 220 nt
Organism: Oldenlandia corymbosa var. corymbosa
Lineage: Eukaryota; Viridiplantae; Streptophyta; Magnoliopsida; Gentianales; Rubiaceae
Source: the annotation of a GenBank genome assembly
AUCUGCAAAAGUAGUAUUCUCCGGCCCAAAGAUGAUGAAGAUCGGAGAGGUAUGGGAAGAGUACGAGAGGCAGAUUCACGAGAGCCGGGGUUAUGAGGUCAAAGUUUACCCUACCGGCGGCGAUUUCACUGAAUCAUCGAGAUUUAUGCCGUGGAAUUUCGGCGGAGAACCCAAUCCGUAUGAACAAUUCCUCCAUGCCUCUCUUACCCCAACCCUCUAA